Monopterus albus (swamp eel) is the source of this 3270-nucleotide messenger RNA. RefSeq lists its product as uncharacterized. NCBI's taxonomy places the organism in Eukaryota, Metazoa, Chordata, Actinopteri, Synbranchiformes, Synbranchidae. Gene Ontology annotation, biological process: proteolysis. The transcript has 17 exons. Gene Ontology annotation, cellular component: extracellular region. The record is from RefSeq and is a predicted model, not a curated record. Gene Ontology annotation, molecular function: serine-type endopeptidase activity; calcium ion binding. The coding region runs from base 22 to 3255 and encodes 1077 amino acids.
UCACUCUGAAAACCAGCUGACAUGUUGCUGAGGAGCUGCUGCACCGCCUGCACUCUGCUGCUGGGCUUCACUGCUGCUGCAGUGUUUGUAGAGAAGCGUGAGGCCAACACAGUGCUGCAGAGAUGGCGGCGAGCCAACAGCUUCAUGGAAGAGCUGAAACAAGGAAACCUAGAGAGGGAAUGCAUCGAGGAGGUGUGCGACUACGAGGAGGCUCGAGAGGUCUUCGAAAAUGACGACCAAACGGAUGAAUUCUGGGCCAAAUAUGUUGAUGGUGAUGCAUGUGAGUCACUGCCCUGUGCUCAUGGAGGAGUUUGCAAAGAUGGGGUUGGCAGCUACACCUGCUACUGUCAGUCCGGGUACAGGGGCUUCAACUGCGAAAUCGUUAUUCCUGAGCUCUGUGAGACAAAAAACGGCGGCUGUGAGCAUUUCUGCAGUGUGGUCCAAGGACAAGUUGAUUGCUCCUGUGCUGACGGAUAUUUCCUGGCAUCAGAUUACAAAUCCUGCAACUCCAACCAAACCUUCAAAUGUGGUGCCAUCUUCACCGGAGACAUCCGGACAGUUUUCAUAUACGAGCGGCAGAACACAACCACAGGGAAUUCUUCCACAUUGAACCUGCUGGACCACAACACCAGCUCCACCAAGCACAAUGACACUGCUCAUCUCUCCAAGUCCUCACCUUCUGGGAACAGCAGCAACAGUCAAAUUGUGCAGAAAUAUGUUUUAGAGGAUACACUCAAGUCCCAAAUGGCAAAGUUUACUCGCAUCGUCAAUGGAGAGGACUGUCCACCAGGAGAAUGUCCAUGGCAGGCUCUGCUCAUGACUGAAGACAACCAAGGAUUCUGUGGAGGAACCAUCCUCAAUGAAUACAUCAUCCUGACUGCUGCCCACUGCAUGAACCACUCACGCUACAUGUAUGUCAAGCUCGGUGAGUUUGACACAUUGGUGGAGGAUGGAAAUGAAGCUACCCACUACGUGGAAACUAUUAUCACCCACAAUAAAUACAAACCGGACACUUACCUGAAUGACAUCGCGCUCAUCAAAUUAACCACGCCCAUCAAGUUCACCAAGUUCAUCCUCCCCGCCUGCAUCCCUGAGCAAGAUUUUGCUGAAAAGGUGCUGAUGCAGGAGCCGGAAGGCAUCGUCAGCGGAUUUGGCCGUCUAGGCGAGCGCCUGCAGCCGUCCACCAUCCUGCAGCGCCUCAGUGUUCCCUACGUGGAUCGGGUCAAAUGCAUUGAGUCCACUCCGCUGCGCAUCUCCACCCGCAUGUUCUGUGCCGGCUACCACACAAUAGCCAAAGAUGCGUGCCAGGGCGACAGCGGAGGGCCGCACGUCACGCGCUACCGCAACACCUAUUUUAUCACUGGCAUCGUGAGCUGGGGCGAAGGCUGCGCACGCAGAGGUAAAUAUGGCGUCUACACCCAGGUGUCCAAGUACAUCCGCUGGAUCCGAGAUGGCAUAGACAGGCUGGUGCCCAAAGAGAAGAGCGCCACACGGAUGAAGAGGCAUCGUGGCCCGAUCAAGAGGCUGACGCUUGAAGUCAGUGUCAUGGCAGUCAACAUCAUGACGGUUUGUUGCCGAGCAUAUGUUCUGUUUCUUUACCUCCUUCACUGCUUCCUUCAUGUCCUCAGCCAAGGAGAAGGGUUUCAUCAGGCUCCACCGGCCCACAGCAUGUUCCUCAGGUCCAGACGGGCCAACAUGUUCCUGUUAGAGGAGAUCCUGCAGGGGAACCUGGAAAGGGAAUGCUACGAGGAGCUGUGCAACUUUGAGGAGGCCCGAGAGUACUUUGAGGACACCAAAAAGACGAUCGACUUCUGGGUGUUUUACAUUGACGGGGACCAGUGCCAGCCCAAUCCCUGCCUCCAUGGGGGCAACUGCACUGACAAGGUUGGAGGGUUCUACUGCUCCUGCACCAGCCCCCACUAUGGACCAGUCUGUGAAAAGGGAGCACCAAAGAACCUGAAGCGCCCACUCCCCACGCCACAUGUCACCUGGCCAGGUGUUCCAGAAAUCACAGAGUGUCCGACUGAAGGUCCAACAGCCUGCCACCAGCUGUGCACGGCAUCCCGCAACUCCUUCACCUGCUCCUGCCUGCCAGGAUUCAAACUGCAGAGCGACAAACGUACCUGUCUGCCUCAAGUGGAGUUUCCAUGUGGAAGACUUCCUGGCAGGUUUAACAACACUGCAUCAAUUUGUCACCAUGGAAAAUGUCCCUGGCAGGUGUCCCUACUGAACAGCAAAGCGGUGGAGGUGUGUGGUGGAGUGGUGCUGGGUCAACGCACCAUCCUGACCGCUGCCCACUGCCUCCUGGACUCAGAGUCUAACCCCAGUCCCUCCAACUUCUUUGUGGCCACUGGCAACGACAAGAUCCUUGUUCCUGUCCAGGCUCUGUAUGUUCACGACCGUUACCGUGCAGAUCACCAUGACAAUGACCUUGCCCUCCUCGAGCUGGCUAACCCCCUCCCCUUUAGCUCAGCCCUCACACACCUGUGCCUUCCCACAAAGGACUUCAGUGAAAACAUCCUGAUGCAUUCUGGGAGGACAGGUGUCGUUGAGCAGCAGGGGGGCAGACCAAACCAGGACCUGGUCUACAUGAUGCUGGAUGAGUGUCGGAUCCAGCUGAAUGUUUCACAUCCACUUACAAACAAAAUGUUCUGCAUGAGGAGGCAAAAUGGAGCCCAGAAGAGCCCAGAUGGACAGAUGGGGAGCCAAAAUGACUCUGAGGGGAGAACAAAUGUUCUUUCAGGGAAAAGAACGGAGGCCCAGAGGCAGCAAAGUGGACCUGUGUGGAACCAUUAUGGAGGCAAGAGGCUGACUGAGCCUUUAGGGAACCAAAAUGUAGCCCAGAGAAACCUAACCCAACCUCCAGAGACCCAAAAUGGUACACAGGGAGGGCUUGAUGGACAUAUAAUGAACAGGAGGCAGAAUCAGACCCAGAGGAGUCAAACUGGAACCCAGGGGACACCAAAUGGAGCAGAAAAUCACAAAGGCAGCAUUACACAAAAUGGCACCAAGUUGAGGUCAGAAGGCAGCGUCAGGCGAUGUGGCGGUAUGUUGCCAGGGUCGCCUGUUGCCACGGUGGAGCAGGGGACAGCGUUUCUGACCGGGCUGAUGAUCUCAUCGUCUGCAGGCUGCGACGGCGAUGACAGCCUGGUGUUCACCAAACUGUCCCGUUACCUGAAUUGGAUCAAACUGAGGUUGAAGGUGGCUGAGGACCGCAUGUCCUCCCGAUUCAGCGAGCAUCCUGAGAAUCACUAACAACCCACCAGCCAC